Aspergillus calidoustus is the source of this 1332-nucleotide messenger RNA. The record is from the annotation of a GenBank genome assembly. NCBI's taxonomy places the organism in Eukaryota, Fungi, Ascomycota, Eurotiomycetes, Eurotiales, Aspergillaceae.
AUGGCCGCUUCGGCAGACGAGAGGCAAAAGGGCACCGCGGUGACCGAGUCCGAGUCACAAGCAGCAGCUCCUGCUCCCCCGAAGGAGGGAGGUCUCCAUGGCUGGCUGCAGGUAGUCGGCACGCUGUUUAUUCUCUUCAACAUCUGGGGCCUCGCCUUCGCCUUCGGCUCCUUCCAAAGCUACUACGUCCUCGACUUCCUCCCCCACGUCAGCACAUCCGCCAUAUCCUGGGUCGGGACAAUCCAGUCCUGGCUCCUGAUCAUCGGCGGCCUCAUCGCAGGCCCGCUCUUCGACAUGGGCUACUACCGAUCCAUGAUCCUCGCGGGCUCCUUCCUCUCCGUCUUUGGUAUCAUGAUGCUCAGCAUCGCCACGGAGUACUACCAGAUCCUGCUGAGCCAGGGGAUAUGCACGGGGCUGGGCUUUGGAUUACUAUAUAUUCCAAGUAUCACGCUUGUGUCUCGGUCGUUUGUGCGAAAACGGGCGCUGGCGCUGGGGGUUUCGACGGCGGGCGCGCCUUUGGGGGGCGUGAUUUACACGCUCAUGUUUGAGCAGUUACUACCAAAAGUCGGGUUUCCGUGGACGGUCCGGAUUAUCGGGUUUACGAUGCUUGCGCUGUUUGUUGCGAGUGCGGGGAUGCUCCUCUGGAAGGCCGAGAAUACCGGCCAGUUCCCCUCCACGCAGGCGCAGACACAGUCGCGGACCCGCCGCCUCUUCGACAUGCGCGCCCUCAAAGACCUCCCCUUCUGGAACUUCACCGUCGCAAACUUCUUCCUGUACCUCGGCUACAUGACCCCCUUCUACUACAUGCCCAUCUACGCGGAAACGAAACUCGGCACGUCGCGCUCGCUGGGCUUGUACAUCCUCAUCAUCUCCCAGGCGUCGUCGAUCGUCGGGCGGGUCAUCACCACCGCUGUCGCGCACUAUUUCGGGGCCAUGAUCCCCUGGAUCUUCUGUGGGGUAGCUUCGGGGGUGUUGUGUAUUGCAUGGAUUAGUGCGGAGAGCUUGGCGAGGUUUAUUCUGUUUUCGGCGUUUUAUGGCGCCAUAUCUGGCGCCCUCGUCCCCCUCCCUCCGAGCGUCUUCCCGCACAUCUGCCCUGACCCGACAGCGCUAGGAACAUGGCUCGGAAUGGCGCAGAGCAUAACGAGCUUCGCGACACUAAUCGGAGCGCCGAUUGCAGGGGCGCUGGCGGAUUUGGGGGCCAACGGAAGCGACGAUUUGCAGUUUGUGAAUGUGCAGCUUUGGUGUGGGAUCUUGAUGCUUUCGGGGGCGGUGCAGUUGCUCGGACUUUGGUUUUUGUUGUGGAAGGUUCGGGGGAAGAAGGGGUUGCUCUAG